GCGAGCGGUGCGCUCGGCUCAGAGGCGGCUUUACCACCUCCUUCUUCUCUUCCUUCUCCGGUUUCUCUUCCCUCGUCGCUCGUGUUUCUUCUUCGUUCCCCUACCAACCCCACGGUGAGAAGUCGACAGUCAGUCGAUUCGGUUGCUCGUUCCCUUCCUCCCCUUCCUCGUACGCUUUACCUUUCUUCUUCCUCCUCCUCUUCUUCUUCGUCUUGCACUUCUUCUUCUCGCGGGUCGAGAGUUUAGCUGGAGGCUGGCGAGCCGGAGACACUCCGAUCGUGCUCUCUUCUCGCAGGAACGGGAGAAGACCAGGGGGAGAUAGAAGGAGCGAGAGAAGAGGGGGCGAUAUCCCCCGGUGAUCGACGUCGGGGAAGAGCGAGUGGUCGUCGCGGAAGGUUCCAAGAGGAAGGCAAACUCUCCUCUUCUCUCGGCCCGGUCCUUUCGGCGGAGGAAUUCCUAGCGCUGGCGUGGCUCGGCGCGACUCGGCCGCCUCCACCUUCCUUCCUUCCCUCCACCCGGAGUUCCAUUCAGAGCCCUCCCUGGAUGGGACGGUCUGCACACACCAUCGGUCCGCUCGGUGCCCGGUUCCGCGCGAUAUUUUGUGACCGGCCUGUCUGUGCGUGCGGUGCUCGUGCCUUAAGUCUGUGCUACACUCGGCUCCCUAGACCCAUCGAGGAAUAGGGAGGUCGACAUGACCCGGUUGGGAUUGCGAUUCAUCGCAUCCGCAGUUUGCCUGGCCGGGAUAGUUAGUGGGCAAUUGAAUCAUACAUCAAGGCCACUACCGGUACUGCCGCUGGAACGAGGUGAUAUCGAAGGGCCUGCAAGCAGUAACGAUGAAGAAUACGACGCUUCGUUGGGAUGGAGAGAAUUAAACAGAUUUAUUACGGACAACGAAGGAUCCGAGGAUCCGAGAAAGCGGAACAGCAGUUUCACGGCUGGUCAUUACAGUCCCGACGAGAGGACUCGACAAUGGAAUUACUAUAGGAAUAGGAGCAAUCCUUACGGUCAAAGUUAUCCGAGCCCGUAUCCUUACGAUCGACAAUCGCAGAGUGGCUACGAUAGAUAUCCUGACGCCGCGGGAUCAGGAACUGACGAAAAUCGACCGCCCGGUUAUCCCAGCGGUCACGGCGAAGGAUACGUCGAUACAUACAGCGGUGCCGGUGAAAAUGAACGAGGAGGAGGAGGAGGAGGAGGUUCUUACAAUUACGGCCAAGGAGGUUCUGGUGAUUCUUAUAGUGGCGGUUAUGGGGGGAAUUAUGAUGCGAGAGGUGCGGAUGCUUAUGGUCGUGGAAGCGGCGGUCGUGGAGGAGGAGAUGCUUAUGGUGGCGGUCGUGGGGGUGGAGAUGCUUAUGGUGGCGGCCGUGGGGCUGGAGAUGCUUAUGGCGGUGGUCGAGGAGACGGAAAUACUUACAGUGGCAGUCGCAGGGGCGGUUAUGGUGGUCAGGGUGCCAGUCUCUCCACCGGAGACAACGAAAAUUAUCCAAGCAAUUACCACGUGGUACCAAUGCCUGGAGCACCUAGUAAUUGCACCGGAUCUGGAUGCUGCGUGCCCAAGUGUUUCGCCGAAAAGGGGUCACGGGGGCCUCCUGGAUUAAUCGGACCGCAAGGUCCUAAGGGACAACGAGGUUUCCCAGGAGCGGAGGGUCUUCUAGGUCCUAAAGGUGAAAAAGGAGAUCCCGGCCCGCAAGGUCCGCACGGUGUGAAAGGUGACAGAGGAAAAACCGGUAUGCCUGGCUUUCCCGGUAUAAAUGGCGUGCCUGGAGUACAAGGACCACCGGGAUCUCCUGGUUUUCCCGGUCGUGAUGGAUGUAACGGAACUGACGGUGCUCCCGGACGUGACGGUGUUCCUGGAGAACCGGGACCUCGUGGUUUUCGAGGAGUUCCCGGUCCUAAAGGAGAAAAGGGUCAACCAGCGUAUGCCGGUUCUUUCCCCAUCGGACAAAAAGGUGAACCCGGUAUGGACGGUGUAAGAGGACCCCCCGGUCCACCUGGUUUGCAAGGAGAUCGAGGCCCAUCUGGCCCAAAAGGUGAACGAGGUCCUUAUGGCUCCCCCGGCAUACCAGGUCCGAAAGGAGAGAAAGGUAACAUGGGUCUUGGAUUCGAAGGAUUGAAGGGAGAUAAAGGUCAAAAAGGAGAUCCAGGACCUCCCGGUUCGACUGCGCCUAUUAUGCCGUUCUCGGGAGUUUCGGAAGUAACUGGUCCGCCCGGAGAACCAGGACAAAAAGGAGAUAAGGGUGAAUCGGGACCGGAAGGGCAAAGAGGAGAACCAGGAUUCAUAGGCGAUCACGGUAUACCCGGAGGACCAGGUCACAAAGGCGAGAAGGGUCUUCCGGGAGCUCCAGGUAUUCGUGGUAGAGAUGGUUUCUCUGGCCCUCCUGGACCACCUGGACGAAAAGGUGAUCGAGGUAUUGAUGGAUUGGAAGGACUUUCUGGACGCCCCGGCAAGAAAGGAGAACCUGGUCGAGAUGGACCAAUGGGUGUCCCAGGAUUACGUGGACCUCCUGGACCACCGGGAGGUGGUAAAGGAAGACCAGGACCACCGGGACCUAAAGGACCACGUGGUUUCCCAGGACCUACCGGACCGCGAGGAGCAGAUGGUUUUCCCGGAGAUCCAGGACCAAGAGGUCCUAUAGGCUUACAAGGAGGUCCCGGAUUACCCGGAAUUCCAGGUCCAGAAGGUUUACCGGGAGAGAAAGGUGCGAAGGGUGAGCCUGGUUUGACUGGAUUUCCCGGAGGCCCAGGACCACGUGGAUUUGACGGACCACCAGGACCCACAGGACCGCGAGGUCCGCCAGGAGAAAAAGGAUUAUCGAUAAUGGGUCCAAAAGGAAUGGAUGGAACGCCCGGUUUUGAUGGAGAAAAGGGUCAGAAGGGAGAACGAGGUUACGCAGGUGUCCGGGGACGACCGGGAGAUUCUUUAGAUGGUAUUCCAGGAGCUCCUGGUGCACCGGGUGAGCCUGGAGAAGCGGGAGCACCUGGAAGAGACGGUAUACCGGGUCUUCCCGGACCGAUGGGAGAAAAAGGAGAUAUUGGCGGUCGUUGCAUAGAUUGUUUACCGGGAUCGCGAGGCCCAAAGGGAGAUCGCGGUACGGAUGGUAUCCCGGGUCUUACCGGACCCCGAGGACCGCCCGGAGAACGCGGCUUCCCUGGAGAACCUGGACUAGACGGAUUACCAGGCACAAUCGGACCUCCGGGACCGCCAGGAAAGGAUGGUAUACCCGGUUCUCCAGGACCUCAAGGAGAGCCUGGAACUCCAGCGACAGUGACAUGGAAUAUGCUUAAACUAGAGAAAGGUGAUAAAGGAGCACGCGGUGAACCCGGUCGACAAGGUCCGCCAGGACCAGAAGGACCUCCGGGAGAGAAGGGAAGACCUGGAUUUGAAGGAUUCCCAGGACUUAAAGGCACUCCAGGAGAUCGCGGAUUUCCUGGACAGGAUGGUGUUCCAGGAAGACCAGGUACGCCUGGACGCAAAGGAGAGAAAGGAUUAAGCAUAAAGGGUGAACCAGGAAUACCAGGUAGACCAGGAUCUGCAGGACAAAAAGGAGAACCCGGUCUAUAUGGUCCUAAGGGCGAAGCUGGUCAAUGUCCGCCACUCCGGUUUAUGAAAGGUUUCAAAGGUGAUCGAGGUUUAACUGGAGAUAAGGGAGAACUUGGACCACCUGGUAAAGAUGGAUUGCCUGGCGAUAAAGGCUUGCAAGGUUUACCGGGUGCAGCUGGUGUACCCGGUCCAAUCGGUGCUCCUGGACCGGUAGGUCCGAGAGGUUUACCUGGCCCACGUGGUGAUAAAGGCAACAUGGGACCUAUGGGAUUCCCAGGAGAACCUGGUCGGGAAGGACCUAGAGGUUUUCCGGGUGCUCCGGCUCCGAAAGGGGAAAAAGGAGAACCUGGAAUAUCCGUCAAGGGCAGUCCUGGUUUAACAGGUCCUCCGGGUGAAAAGGGAGAGAAGGGUCUUCCAGGACCACCCGGAAAAGAAGGUCCAGUAGGUUAUCCGGGAUUACCAGGCUUUGCUGGCGACAAAGGAGAUAUCGGCGCACCGGGAAUAAAUGGUUUACCGGGAGCACCCGGUGAAAAAGGAGAUACUGGUCCAGUUGGUCCACCUGGUCCUCCAGGUGUUGCUGGUCUUCCAGGAACCGAUGGAAACAAAGGCGAGCCAGGAUUACCAGGAGAACCUGGUAGAGCGGGUCUCCCAGGAUUCCCAGGUGCAAAAGGUGAUCGUGGUGAACCAGGUAUUGAUGGAGCAAAAGGAUAUCCAGGCAGACGAGGUUUGCCUGGAACACCAGGAAGACCUGGCGUAGAUGGUGAACCGGGUCUUAAAGGAGAACGCGGUGAUAAAGGUUCGCCAGGAUUCCCUGGAUUACCGGGUAUGGAAGGAAAGCCUGGUCGCCCUGGUAUAGCCGGCUUGAAAGGAGAUCUAGGACCACCCGGUCCGCCCGGUUUACCGGGACUUAUCGGUUACGAAGGAGCUAAGGGCGAUACUGGAUUACCAGGACCCCCGGGAAGAAAAGGAGAACCAGGACAAGUUUCGGAAAAAGGACAGAAAGGUGAGCCAGGAAUGCCUGGAAUACGAGGUCCUCAAGGUCCUUCAGGACGAGAUGGUUUUGAUGGAGCAAAGGGAGAACCUGGUAGACCAGGUAUUGGUCGUGAUGGAUUGCCUGGAUUGAAAGGUGAAGCAGGUGUACCUGGUCGUGAUGGAUUGCCAGGAUUUCAAGGUCAAAAGGGUGACACUGGCGUACGAGGAUUCCCCGGAAUAAAAGGCGAUUUUGGUCCACCGGGUGCACCCGGAGAACCAGGAUCGCCCGGAAUAGAUGGACUUCCUGGAGAAGUUGGUGAUAUUGGACCACCGGGAGUACCUGGUUUCCCUGGACUUGAUGGCGAAAUAGGUUCUCCUGGUCGGCCUGGACUUGAUGGCGUUAAAGGAGAUCGCGGUUUACCAGGACUUGUCGGAUUGCCUGGUAUUCCUGGAGCAUCUGGAGAAAAGGGAGACCGCGGCCCUCCGGGACCAACAAUUCAAAUUAAGGGUGAGAAAGGUGAGCCAGGUAUACCUGGAUUUCCUGGAGCGAAAGGGGAAAAAGGAGAUCAAGGACUGAUAGGUUUGGCUGGUUAUGACGGUGAAAAGGGUGACAGAGGUUUACCUGGACCAGAAGGAUCUCCUGGACCUCAUGGUGCUCCUGGACCUAAGGGUGAACAAGGACCUUCCGGUAUUCCUGGAAUUCCCGGAGCUACGAUAAAGGGUGAGAAAGGUCUGCCAGGUCUGAUGGGUAAGCACGGUAGAGAUGGAUUACCAGGUCGACCCGGAGAAAAGGGUGAGCAAGGAUUGCCUGGUUUGCCUGGACAGAAGGGAGAUAUUGGUCCUUAUGGACCCGUUGGGCCGCAAGGUGAAAAAGGUAAUCCAGGUCCACCAGGUCUGACUGGACCAUCAGGACGCGAUGGAGCUCCUGGACUUGAAGGUAUACCAGGAUUACCUGGUGAAAGAGGUCCAAAGGGUGAUCAAGGAUUGCCUGCAUUACCUAGCCCCCCAGGAGAGAAAGGAGAACCUGGUCUUCCAGGACCAAUUGGAUUGGAUGGACCUGCAGGAGAAAAGGGUGAAAGAGGUUGGGACGGUGUUAAUGGUCUACCUGGACCUCCUGGCGAGAAGGGUGAUAGAGGAUAUACUGGUGCAGUUGGAUUGAUGGGUGCUAUCGGUUAUAUAGGUCAAAAAGGUGAAAAGGGUGAGGACUGUAUCGAGCCACCGAUGGGACCUAAAGGAGAUCGCGGAUACCCUGGAUCAUCCGGACCGCCAGGUCCUCCAGGAGAGAAAGGACUUCCGGGUCCGCCCGGUUUCCCCGGCUUGGACGGUAUCAAAGGCGAGCAAGGUUUCAUCGGUCCAGCAGGACCUCCCGGACUGCCAGGAUUACCUGGACCAGUCGGUGCGCCCGGUCUACCAGGUCUUCAAGGUCCGGCCGGUUUGCCUGGACUUGUCGGGGAGCCUGGUGCACCGUGCGAAGCGACACCUGACUAUCUCACCGGUAUCCUUCUGGUAAAGCACAGUCAAAGUCAAACCGUGCCGGUUUGUGAGCCAGGUCACAUCAAGCUCUGGGAAGGAUACAGUUUACUCUACACCGAUGGAGACGAAAGGGCGCAUUCUCAAGAUUUAGGUUACGCCGGCUCGUGUGUCAGAAAAUUUUCAACGAUGCCCUUCCUGUUCUGCGACGUCAACAACGUCUGCCAUUAUGCUAGUCGCAAUGAUCGUUCUUACUGGCUAUCGACCAAUAGUCCAAUUCCCAUGAUGCCCGUCGAGGAAACGGCGAUAAGAGAUUACAUUUCCAGAUGCGUGGUGUGCGAGGUUCCGGCUAAUGUGAUAGCGGUACACAGUCAAUCGAUAAGCAUUCCAGAAUGUCCGACUGGAUGGACCACUCUUUGGAUCGGUUAUAGUUUUGUAAUGCACACCGGCGCCGGUUCCCAGGGCGGUGGCCAGUCCCUGUCGAGCCCCGGUUCCUGCCUGGAGGACUUCCGCGCCACACCGUUCAUCGAGUGUAACGGCGCUAAAGGACACUGCCAUUACUAUUCUAAUCAGUACAGCUUCUGGAUGGUUACUAUAGAGGACGGCCAGCAGUUCAGGAGCCCCGAGAAGCAGACUCUAAAGGCGGGCAAUCUUAGGUCCCGAAUAAGUCGCUGCCAAGUUUGUAUAAAGAACACGUAAAAGCACACGUGCGCCAUCUUUUAUACGCAAAAAAAAAAACA
Messenger RNA from Cataglyphis hispanica, 6720 nucleotides. It is a transcript of the gene Col4a1, whose product is annotated as collagen alpha-1(IV) chain. The coding region runs from base 692 to 6679 and encodes 1995 amino acids. Gene Ontology annotation, cellular component: basement membrane; collagen trimer. The transcript has 27 exons. Gene Ontology annotation, molecular function: extracellular matrix structural constituent. NCBI's taxonomy places the organism in Eukaryota, Metazoa, Arthropoda, Insecta, Hymenoptera, Formicidae. The record is from RefSeq and is a predicted model, not a curated record.